This is a messenger RNA of Micropterus salmoides (largemouth bass), 1080 nucleotides long. RefSeq lists its product as uncharacterized. The coding region runs from base 169 to 882 and encodes 237 amino acids. The record is from RefSeq and is a predicted model, not a curated record. The transcript is spliced from 6 exons. NCBI's taxonomy places the organism in Eukaryota, Metazoa, Chordata, Actinopteri, Centrarchiformes, Centrarchidae.
AGGUUUACAAAGUUUUCUCAUCGAGGGAUUCAGUCACAUCAUGGUUCAUACCCGUCGACCAAUCACAAAACAAAGACAGCUAUCACUUCCUGGUUGAGCUCCCAUGCUUGUUGUGUGCUCUCCAGAGUUCAACACGUUUUCUUUCGCUACACAAGAGUAAAUAAUCUCAUGGCAAAAGUCAAAUCUUUGAAAGCAGAUGCGUAUCUGCCUAAAAAGAAGAAGUUGAGUUUAAAUGCCAGCGAGGUUCAUGAGGAAGAAAUGAUGGACACUAAAAGAAAAAAGAAAAAGAGAAAGAUGGAAAUAGAGGAGGCUCCAGUACAGGUUCCUCAUGUGGCCAUCCCAGUGGAUGAUAAAAAACAGAAAAAGGAAAAGAAACGCAAAAAGAAACAAAUGACAGAGCAAACAGAGAUUUCAGAUUCGCCCUGUCGCCCAGAGGGGACUCAUGAGCUGGAGGGAGAGGAGGACUUGAGUCCCGAGGAGAAGCGGGUCCUGGAGAGGAAGAUGAAGAAGAUCUUGAAAAAGGAGGAGAAGAAGAGGCUUAAAGCUGAGGGAGAGACCUCAGAGAAAACUGAAACAGCUGGACCCAGUGCACCUCAGCAGGCCUUAGAUUACCUCACCUGCUGGGCUGAAACCCGAACAAAGUGGAAGUUCCAAAAGACCAGGCAGACGUGGUUACUGCAGCACAUGUUUAACUCCGAAAAGAUUCCAGAUGAGAAGUUCUCCUUGCUGCUCGAGUACCUGGAGGGGCUUCGUGGAGCAGCCAAAGACACCACAGUGCAGAAGGCCUUAGCCCUGGUUGAAGAGUCGGGACAAGCGCCAGAGGACACAGUUGUCCAGCAGAGGGCGCACAGAGCCAAAGAAGUUAUCCAGCUGCUCUCCUGAACCCACCACCAUCAGGGAAAGGCAUGAGGUCCACCAGAAAAAGACUGAUGUUUGUUGAUCAGUGGACUGAAUUAAUGCCCUGGUCUCAAGCAAGGACUAAAAAGUUUUGUUUUAUAUGUAAUUUUCAGGAACAGUCCUUUAGGGAAAGUAUUUGUUUUGAUUAAAUUACCAGUAUUGCUCACAUUUUCUAAUCUAAAA